UAAAAUUGUUUAGUCUUUCGUUAUAUAAAUAAUUGUGUAAUAAAAGUUUGAUUUUCAUACAAAAGAAGUAAUUAUCAUUUAUUCACUAUUGUGAUAAGUUAUAAGCGAAAUUAGCACAAAGUGACGGUUACAAUUUCAACUGGUAAUAAACUUAUGAUAACAAAAUUUCGACCAAUCGCGUAGCUAGUUAGUAGGACCUGCGCUGUAAUUCAAUUUAAAUUUCUACAAAAAACAUACCAUCCAAACAUUUAUUACUAAAGAGUAAUACCUAAAUUAUCCGCGGUUUAAUUUUUCGCGAUGUUUAUGAAUGAUGUGAACAAAAAAGAAGAAAUUCGAAAUGCUGUGAUAGAAGAAUUGCGCUCUUUUGGAAUUAAAUAUCGACCAAAAAAAUCUAGACAGAAUGUACAGGAACAAAGAAGAGGAAACCGAGUUUUCGGUAUUUCAUUGCAUUUAUUGCCCAUGCAAACAGUAACCUUAGAGAGUGGACAACAGCUAACUGUUCCAAAACUACUUCAUAAAUUGUGUUCUUAUACUCUGACCAUGAUCGAAACAGAAGGUUUAUUUCGAAAGGAAGGAUCAAAAGCUAGACAAAACGAAAUAAAGCUAUUAUUGAAUGCAGGUUGUACUCUAAGUGAUGAGCAUCAUGUUAUUGACAUUGCCUGCCUUUUAAAAACAUUUUUUAGAGAACUACCAGAUCCUUUAUUUCCUCAUAAUUUCCAUGACUUAUUCUUAAGAUGCACCAUUUCACAGGAAAAUACUUUAAAGUCAGCUCUCUUAGGUUGCUUGCUUCUGCCUACUGAACAUCUUAAUACUUUAGCCUAUUUUAUGCAGUUUCUGCAGUAUGUGACAGAAUUUUCAUAUGCAAACAAAAUGGAUGCAAAUAACUUAGCAAUAGUCUUUGGACCGACCUUAAUGCCCCUAGAUAAUAAAGCAACCUCACAAACUACACAGCUUCAAAUGUCGAAAGUGUGCCUUUUAUUUAAAUUGUUAAUUGAAAAUUCAAUCCACAUAGGAGUUUUACCUGAAAGUGUUGUUGAUAGAAUAGCUUUAUCAUCUAGCUCUCUUAACUCACUUACAGAAGAAGACAGUGCAAAUUCUAAAAAGAAAAGGAGACGUAGAAGUGGCUCUUUAACAAGGAUGUUUAAUGGGCUGAUAAAAAUGGUAGGUGGUAAUGGUAAGCCUUCUGAGGAACCAACAGAAGAAAAAGAAAUAAGUCCAAAUUUAUUGCAAACUCCAAAAGUUACUAAAAGUGCCAAAAAGAGGAAACUUGAAAGCACAGGAAUUUCACAUAAGAAAAAGAAAGAAGUGCUUGAUAGUUUGCCACAAAAUUCAAUUUUAUGCACCCCUUACACCCCAUGUAAAACACCAGUUAGUAGGAAUCCUAACCCAAAAAACGAAUCGCCUGUACCUUCAACACAAAAAUCAAUCACUCCAACCACAAAAUUAACAUUAUCUAAAAAUAGAAAAUCCCAGUGGAAUUUAGUUAAAAAGCAAAAAUCAAAAAAAGAUUUGAUAACCCCCAGUUUAGCUUCUAGUCACAAUUCUGGAACAAAGAGUCUGUUAGAUCUCAACUGGCCAUCUGUAAGUUUUAAGAAAAGCAAAAAGAGAAAUUCCUGUAUCGCUUCAUCAAAGAAUAUACACGACGACAAUAACCAAACAGAAACUUCUACAGAUUCAUCAGAAAUAGAUGCGAAUAGCGAUUCGAAAUUGGAAGUAGACAGAAAACCUGACUUUAUAGAAGUUCCUCGAACUGAAUACGAGGAAAUUAAGAAUCGAAUUUCUACAAUAGAAAAAGGACUAAAUAUGGAACUCGAAGCUCUUGAAUCAGUUGUCAAAAAUACUAACAUACAUGGAAUAGCUAAAGUACAGACUGAAUAUGAAAAAAUUCUGACAAGUUCAGGCAAUUUGAGUCCUACAACAGAUCAACUGGCCCGUCGUUUGAGCAAAGAACUGAAAAUUCGAAGGUCAUCCGAACAUAAAGUGAUGAGAUCGCCAAGUGCCAGGAAAAUCGGUAGCCUUCGAAGACGUUCACGAGAACUGGACUUGAAAGAUAAAAAUAACAGAGUGAAAGUAGCUCGUACUAAAACUUGGCAUGAUGAGAAUCUUCAAACCGCAAAAAGGGUUAGUUUGAGACGGGGAAAACCGAACACAGUGCUCUCUGGACUUCCACAAAAUAUUCCUGACAUAACUAAAACUAACGCACCACAAACAUCCACCAUGAUUACAAGACAACUUAGAUCUCAUACGUACGAUACAAACCGCAAUUCCAUAGUACAGAUUCACGCACCAAAACACCAAAGAUCGUCAUUAAACCUUAAUGCAUGUGAUAGAAGCCCUAGACAUUCACAUGUACGAAGAUCGUUAAAUAUUGAAAGUACACAGAAUCGUUCCAAAAAUUUGUCAGAAAAAUGGAUGAGUGCCGAAGGAUUUUUUAGAACGUUAAAAACUCCUACGGGUGGUAAAGGUUUAGAUAGUUGUAGGGCUUCUAUUGCUAGAUUAAGAAGUCAAAAUGCAGGAAUGGUAAUGGCUAAAGCUAAACUGUUUGAUCAUCUUUCAGAAUCUGACGAUUCGCAAAAGGCGUUGCAGCAAAUACCAGUGAACAAUAAGAUUCAAGCAGGGAAGAAGAUUGGUUCUGUAAGAGUCACAGAGAAGCCACGUACUUUGAGGUAUAGUUCGCCUAGAAAAAGAGCUUGCAAAGCAGUGCAUUCCAACAUAAAUAAUAGCAGCGAUAAAGAAAAUCGAUUCAUUACAACAGAAGGUGUCUUGCAAGAUAAUUUAUCGAAAAAUGUGCCCAUAAUAAAGAAAAGUCUGACGAAGAAAUCUCCAAAGAGAUUGGCCCAUGCAGUAUCGUGCCAUGACAUUAGAAAGACACCUCUGAAGGUUGUUGCCCCUUCAGAGUUGAACUGCUAAAUAAUUAUUUUGUGAUAGACAAUAAUUUAAAAAUAGGGAAAAAGUUUACUCAGUUUUAAGAGUCGUUUUAUAUUUUAUAAGGAUUUUUGUAUUCGUUAUUUCGUAAAUAAAUAAAAGUGUCAUUU
Agrilus planipennis (emerald ash borer) is the source of this 3035-nucleotide messenger RNA. RefSeq names its product rho GTPase-activating protein 11A-like. The transcript is spliced from 9 exons. Gene Ontology annotation, biological process: signal transduction. The record is from RefSeq and is a predicted model, not a curated record. NCBI's taxonomy places the organism in Eukaryota, Metazoa, Arthropoda, Insecta, Coleoptera, Buprestidae. Bases 298 to 2910 code for a protein of 870 amino acids.